AUGGGGGGCAGCCUCAGCCUCAGCCUCAGCCUCGUGUCCCUCCUCGACUACUUCGCCCGCCGCCAGUUCCUCGCCGCCGGCCUCCGCCAGCACUCCGUGACGCUCCCCUACCCCGACGGCGGCUCCUGCUGCACCGUGCACUACUGGGCCCCGCCGGGCGAGCCGCGGCUCCCGCCACUUCUACUCAUCCACGGCUUCGGCCCUCGGGCCACCUGGCAGUGGCGCUGCCAGGUCGGGCCGCUCUCCCGCCACUUCCACCUCAUCGUCCCCGACCUCCUCGGCUUCGGCGGCAGCUCGUGCGACUUCGCCUCCUCGCCGCCGCCGUCGGAGGCCACGCAGGCGGCGGCGCUCGCGGCUCUGCUGGACUCGGUGGACGGGUUGAAGGGCAAGCGGGUGGCCGUGGCGGGGACGAGCUACGGCGGGUUCGUGGCGUACUGCCUGGCGCGCGCGGCGGGGCCCAAGAGGGUCGGCCCCGUCGUGGUCGCCAGCUCCGACCUGCUUAAGACGGAGGCGGACCAUCGCGCCUUCAUGAAGAGGGCCGGCGAAAGGUGGAAAAGCGGGGACGAGCUGCUCAUUCCCACGGAGCCUGCCGGGAUGAAGAGGCUCAUGGAGAUGACCAUGUACCGGCCGCCGCCAGCGCUGAUGACACUGGACUUCGUGCUCCGGGACUUCAUCCAGAAACUCUUCACGGACUACAGGGAACAACUCAUCCAUGUUCUAAAGGGGAUCACGGUCGGCACAGACAAGUUCCAAGUAGCACCAUUAUCUCAGGAAGUGCUAAUUGUUUGGGGAGAGCAUGACCAGUUGUUCCUGGUAGAGAAGGCAUCUGUAAUUCAAAGAUCUUUGGACGGGAAAGCUAGAGUGGAGAUCAUAAGUAAGACAGGCCACUGUCCACAGAUCGAGGACCCAUCACGGUUCAACAAAAUUUUGAAGGACUUCUUGCUGUCUGCUGACAAGCCUGAUCCUGUUUGCAUCAAGGACAGCUCGCUAUGAGAUGAAUAGUUUUGCAAAUUGCAAUAAGUUUGCUUAGCCAUCUCGGUCAUUUCAGAGGCG
Messenger RNA from Lolium rigidum, 1053 nucleotides. Its product is annotated as lipase 3-like. The coding region runs from base 1 to 993 and encodes 330 amino acids. The record is from RefSeq and is a predicted model, not a curated record. The transcript has 4 exons. Lineage: Eukaryota; Viridiplantae; Streptophyta; Magnoliopsida; Poales; Poaceae.